GGUGGACUCUCAGUACCGCCAUACCCGCCAAAGCACGAGCACCGUGACAGCCCGCACACACGGCUCGCAAACGCGCAUUUUUCGAACUCGCACCCCCGUCACUGGAUCGGUAGCCGUCUUCCUUCUUUCUUGGUCUCAUCUUGUUUCGUUCGUUCAACCCUCGACGGUGUUCCCAGUGGAUGACACGCGGGGACUAUCGAGUGAGGAUCGCCGGUCGCUAUCAUCUGCGCGGGUUUCGUUUUUCUAGUGUGCAGUUCGCCGUGGAAAACAGUGAUAGUGAGCCACACUGUUCGGUGGUGUCUGUCAUGGUGUGACGCGAGCCGACGUAACCCCCCUCCCCCCCAGCCAGUCAGCCGAUUGUGAUCGUGAUCCGGAAGUGGAUGACAUUGUGGGAACGUCAGUGGACGGUUCCGCGGAAUUCCGUUGGUUCUGACUGUUGACAACCCUUGACGGUGGACCCUUUCUGUGGUUCGAUCGUGCAUCGAGAUCGGAUGAUCGCGCGGACUAGAGUCGGACGUUCCUAAACUUCGGUAUUUGCGUAUUCGGAGCGGUUAGCAGACUGUAGUCGCUGCUCGGACGGUUCUCGGAGCUGCGGCAGUUGGAGCGAGCCUCGAGAUCAAGUGCCUUAUUAUCCCAGAGAAGAGAAAGCGGCGGAAGAGCUACACAGAAUCGCGUCAGAAUUGGUUCUCAGCGAGGCGCCGACCAGCCAGCCGACGGGAGCAGGAGUCCCAUUAGAACCAACCCCGGCGUCGGUAAAGAUGUUGACUUGAGAGGGCUGCAGCGCUCGCGGACACCGUCAGCUUUCCGCUGCAACUUCAGGCGAUCGACGAACGUCGCUAUCGGAGGAAGAGACGGAUACUCGUCGAAUCGAGACGAGUUGGUCUCUUCAGGGGCGGACUAUGCUAUCGUGGAUCAAAAGUCGUUCGCAUCGUCGGGCACGGGGUGUCGGACAGCAGAAUCUUCCCUGAUCCUAGAGGAAAAGGCAGCCGGCCCACUGGCGCAGUACUGGGCUCUAGCUAAUCGCGACAAAAUGCCGGAAAAAGAGGUGGCUUAUCAUCAGGAAACGUUCUCCCUGCUGCCACCACCGCCACCCCCUCAUCAUCCACACUCGGCGUUCCACGCGGCCUUUCAUCCGCACCCGCAUCCGCCGCCGCCGCCGCCGUUCCACCCUCACCAUGGACCUCCACCACCGCCACAUCCGGCGGCUGCAGCCGCGGCAGCAUGGGAGCAUCACGCAGCCGCUGCGGCUGCGGCCGCCGCCGCAGCUUUCCACGCGCCACCGCCUCAUCCAUUGUCAGGCAGCACAACGGCGAUCGGCAGUGCAGCCACCGGUGGCGGUGGCGGCGGUGGUGGCGGUGGCAGUGGCGGCGGCAGUGGAGGUGGCGGGGCUGCUGGAAACGGAACUUCCGGUGGCGAUUUCCUCCGCAGAAGUCACCCCCUCUCGGAGCAUACGGCCCUGCAUCCCGCCUAUCGGCUCAACUACAUGGACCACCUUUACCACCAGCUCCAGGCCUCCACGCACAGUCCCAACGCCUCGUUACACGGACUGGGUGGUUUGGGGCCCGAGUACCUCCUACACGCUGCUGGACCUGCGAGUACGCUUGCAUCUACGGAAUUCCCUUUCUCAAUUGACGUGUCAGCGUCAUCGAGGCUAGGAAGUCCGCGUGCCUCGACGAUCCGAGCGAGCCGGAAACGGGCGCUAAGUAGUUCUCCGUAUUCCGACCGCUUCGACAUCGACAGCAUGAUCAGAUUCAGCCCGAACAGCCUGGCCUCAAUCGUGAAUGGAUCCCGGAGCAGCAGCGCGAGUGGCAGCUACGGUCAUCUUUCUGCCGCAAUGAGUCCAACGCUAGGUAUGCACCCGGGAAUGGCGCCGCAUUUACAGCAACUCCAGGCUCAUCUCCUCAGGAGUGCUGCUGCUGCGGCGCUGCUACCCCAUGCUCAUCCCUUACAACCACCAGCUCCUCCUCCACCACCUCCUCACCCGCACCCACAUGCCCACGGUCUGUCACCCCAUUCGCAACUGUACCCCGGUGUACCACCGCAUUCCACUGCUUCUGCAACUUUGGGACCACAUGGAGGCCUACCACCAAAAUCUGAGAGCGCAGAAUCAUGCAGGAAAGCUUCAGAAUCAUCGACCAGGUCGGUCACAGCAGAGGCCGACACGUCCUCGAGGAGAGCCUCUGCCAAGGUGAAGAGAGAACCAGCGACCACGACCACGAAUUCAACGACCACCACCGCUCCACCGACUCAUCCGCAGGGACUUAGUCCCAGCGAGGAUCUUCGGGACGAACCCGGUGAUUUCAUCGAGACUAAUUGUCAUUGGCGGGACUGCGGCCUCGAAUUUCCAACUCAGGACGAUCUAGUGAAACACAUCAAUAACGAUCACAUCCAUGCGAAUAAAAAGAGCUUCGUUUGCGGCUGGGAAGAGUGCUCGAGGGAAGAAAAGCCUUUCAAAGCUCAAUAUAUGUUGGUAGUGCACAUGAGAAGACACACUGGUGAAAAGCCUCACAAGUGCACCUUUGAGGGCUGUUUUAAAGCCUACUCGCGACUAGAGAACUUGAAAACGCACUUAAGGUCUCAUACUGGAGAAAAGCCUUACACCUGCGAGUACCCCGGAUGCAGUAAGGCGUUCAGCAACGCCAGCGACCGUGCCAAGCAUCAGAAUAGGACUCAUUCCAACGAGAAACCUUAUGUCUGCAAAGCACCGGGCUGCACGAAAAGGUACACCGAUCCAUCGUCCUUAAGGAAACACGUGAAAACGGUGCACGGUGCAGAAUUCUACGCCAACAAGAAGCACAAAGGCGGCGGCGGAGACGGCGGUGGAAGCGACGAAGCUGGUGCUGGUGGAAACAGUCCCAGCAGAAGCGAGGACCUUCAUCCGAAGACGCCAAGUUUGUCGAGCCCCAGCGUGAAAUCCGAGAGCGAAGCUAACAGUCCACCCAGCAUGAUGCAACAACAGGGUAGCCCGUUGAUGGGUGGCUGCAACGAUGAGGUUGCAGGAGCCAGUGCAUUGACGGGCGAGGGUGUCGCACUCGCUGAGGAACCUUGGAACGAAGAACCCGAUGAUCUAGACAUUGCUGAUUUGCCGGUUGCCCUCCGUGCUAUGGUUGGUGGCAUGGAGUCGCAGCAACAGCAACAGGCGCCAGCGCCCGCGUCGAGGAAUCGUCUAAAAGGAAGAUUGCAGGCCAAGGGUUUGUCCAGUCUGCCUGUCGUGUCUGGGUUAAGAGGAACACGUGGCGUGGGUCCUCAAGGUAACAUCGGUGACCUGAAUAGAAGGAUCACUGACCUAAAAAUGGAGAGCGGAGGUUCUGCUCGCCAGACGAGCCUGUCAGACCUUCAGCUUAGGCUACAACCUUUGAAUGAGCCGAGAAGGGAUAGCAACACCACCGUCAGCACAUACUAUGGUAGCAUGAAAUCCACGGACUUUGGUAGCCGAAGAAGUAGUCAGGCCAGUGGCGUUAGCGCCGUUAGAAUGACCCACGUCGGCCCAGGGAGUUUCUACGAUCCUAUCAGUCCAGGCACGUCGAGGAGAAGCAGCCAGUUAAGCACCGCUUCUGGUAGAAUGAACGCACCCAGUCACCUCCAAGGACCGUACUCGACGAGCAAUCUUGUUGUUCAGACGCAGAACAUGUCUCUGCAGGGCCUUCACGGAGUAACCGGCGAGUGGACCGGUCCUACCAGCCACUGUACGCAACCUUCUGGUGACCGUCGUAUGUCCGAGCCAGCUAGGGGACAACAAACUCAAAGAAACUCACCGGUUGUGCCACCCAGACCUAGAUCUGCCCAAUUCCCGGAGCGUCAUCCUAAUCAAGAAGUAAUUUUAGAUGAAGUCGGAGAGGGCGAAAUGGUGGAGAACAAGUUGGUCAUUCCAGAUGAGAUGAUGCAGUAUUUGAACCAGGUUCAGACAGGUGGAAGCCAGAUUAGCUACCGUAGCAGUCCUCUUCCAGUCUGCCAGUCGCCAGUGUGCAGUAAUCCCAUGCACUGUCAACGCCAAGUUCCACCCACCUGCAACUACAAUCAGUCUCACCAGCAGCACUGUUAUGCCCAGCAAUCAUCUGCACAGUCAACUUGCACUAAUUACCAGAACACCUCCCCUUCGCCUUACAAUCAGUGUCCUAGUUCCAGACCUGCGCCAGCUAAUUCGCAAUACUGUCCCGCACCCAGCUACCCGUCACAGCCGAACGGCCAAGUGCUUAGUCCAGCAGUGGGUCAAGUCAUGUCACCUGGAUCUCAUUAUGCUCCCAGCCACAUAAGCGAUCAACCGCUAACGUCGCCAGCAGCCGGUGCUCUGGCACCGCAACACGCUCCGCAGAAUCUUCCUCAGAAUUCUGCACAAUUGACGAGGAACUGCCCGCAAAAUCACGUGCAUCAUGGCUACUAUCCUGGAUACGGUUGCCAGGGUCAGAUGAACGCGAGUUGCCCCGGAAACCCCAACAGCCACAUGAACCAUCACACGAGUCCAUCCUGCGCACCCCCGAAUCAUGGUACUAUGACUCCACAGCAGUGUGCUCAGAUGCGAUCAACCGCGAAUUGCCAGCAGAUAGCAAUGCACUGUAAUCAACAGACUGCCAUGCAUAAUCAAGCCGGUGUGAACCAUUCAAACUCGCAAUGCGGACAGAACAGUCAGUGUACCAGACCAGUGUUAACACCGAAUGGUCAAGUGUCCAAUCUGCAUUCCGCCCAGCAGACCACGGUACCAAAUCAGUGUCCUCAAAUGGCGAGUCCCUGCUCCCAGCUGAGCGUGAACAAUCAAACCAAACAGGUGGCGAACAUGACCGGCCUUCAAGGAUGCCAACAGCCAGCACCGCCACAGCCAGUGUCUCCUUGCAUGCAAAUGACCAAUUGCUCGCAUUCUAACGGCUCCCACCGAUCAGCCGUGGACAACGCUAUACUGAAGAGAAUGUCUCCGCAGCUGUGCACCGCUCAGCCGAACAACUGCAGAAUACAACAGCAAACUUGCAAUUGCCAGGCCCGCACCAACACGCCGACUCACCAACAGUAUACCUGCAGCUGCCAGUGGAACUACGGCGGUGAUCAUUGCUACCAUGAUCAUCCUGGUGCCACCAUCCCCGAAAUUCAAUGCAGGGACAUCAGCCAAUCGCAACAGGGAACCCCCAUAAAGCCUCCUUUGGGGAUGAGGCAAGAUUCUUACAGAAGGACACUGGAGUACGUGCAACAGUGUAGAAACUGGUCAGAAAGCGCGAGCACUCACGAAACCAAUGUCUCCAGCUCAACUCAUCCGAUGUCGUUGCCACAACCACUGCCGACUAGUGCUAACAUGGUCGUCAACGACAUGUCCUCCUCCCUGAGCUCGUUGCUCGAGGAGAACAGAUACUUGCAGAUGAUACAAUAAAUGGUAAAAGCCUACAUAUUUUUAUACUAUUAUUCUUCUGGUCGGCUAAGCGAACUUGGGAGGGUAUGGUGCCUUGUAAGCUUACAAAAUUUUCUAAAAUACUGUGGUAGUAGAGUUUUCUGAAAAUCAAAGAAUUUUGUCAGCUCGAAGCUUGUACAUUGAAAAUAACUGCACGUCGUAUGCUAACAAAUGUUAACUCGGAGCUUUUUACACCUUAUUCUUGAUAAAACUACUUACAAUGUAGCGUGAUACCUCUUUGAAGACGGAAGUUUUGUUCCUGAGAAAGACAUACGCUACAGCGAAUCCAAGUUGACGAUGUUCCGCCGGACAUGAAGUUAGACAAUGUUGCACAGCUCUAUUACUUUGUAAUCAUAAAUUGUAAAGAAAUCAUGAGACCAGCGCGAAGAUGUUGCUUAACAUUUUCUAUUAAAAUCUUGGCACUUUGUCGAUUAUUCGUAGGUGAAGAAAAAAAUUUAAAAUUCACCAAUUGUAGAUAAUAUUAAUUAUGAUUCAGGCUCUCUCUCUCUCUCUCUCUCUCUCUCUCUCUCUCAAGGUUGCAUACCCUACUAAACAGAAUUUACCGGAAAGAAAUAUCGAGCUAUCUACACUUUUGUAUUUUUGAUAAAUAUUGUAUUUUCUAUGGUAAUGUUAAGGGCCCAAUGUAACUGUAACCGUCACUUAAAUUAACUUAGCGGAAUUGUAGAUUUUGACCUCACAUGGAUGACAUGCUCGGUGAUUAAUCAUAGUCGAAGUGAUACCGUGUUGCUGCGAGACAACUCGAACGUGUUAUCGAUGUUAACGCUGUGUUGUUUAGAAAGUUUAAUAUUUGUACAAAAAUUGAAGGAGCAUCGAGGUGCCUUACGAAUACGCGCAAUUUACUGUUUUUUCCUUUCGGUGGAAUGUAUUUAAUUGGAAUGGGGAUGAUGUUUAAUCGAAAUUUCUUCGAGACGCUAAAAUUCGCAUGUUAAAUUUCAAGAUCUUUAUCGUCGCAGCGGACAGACAACAUCUUUGUAUUGAAGAUUCCGAAAUAUUUUUGUAAGCCGAUUUACUUGUAGAUAGAUCUUUGUACCGUAUUUUUGUACAACCAGUCCUUCUCAUGCGUGCCAACGUAGUUAAGAGUACUUCUCGUGUCAUCAUAAAUUUGCCACUUCUGUUAGCAUAGAGCAACGAAUGGCGUGCUGGCGUGUGCAUUGUGAUACGGAGGAGCGAAACCAUGUUUCUUUAACGAUAAGAAGUCACAACGAAUGAGAUUAAUCGAUCAAAAACAUGUAGAUGGCCAAUACUAGCAUACAAAAUCUGUAGAUAAAUCUUAUUUUAAUAGAUCGUUAGCACUUACGAACAGCGUGCAUGAUAAUGGUAGACAAUCACUUUGCGGGGUGCGUACGUUUGCUGCGCGUGACUGUAUGUGUGUGCGUGCGUGUGUGUGUGCGUGUGUUUGUAGAUCGAGCGUCUUUCAUCCAUUGUAAAGAAACGCAAUGAUACUUGCGAGCAACGUUAGUUGACACGCUAGGUGCAGCUAAUCGAAAGAAUCUCUCUACUCCUUUUUUUUCUUUUUUUUCCAAAAUUUGCGCCUUCGGCGAUUUUUUUCGAAUGAUGAGGAAUGCGUAUGUUGAAGACUUAGCGUACCUAAAAGCUGUUUUUGUUACAUACACGAUUUUGUACGAAUUUUAUUAAUCUACGAUAGCGACGUCUUGUGAAUAGUAUACAUAUCUAUCGUAUACAUAUAAUUAUAAAAACUCAUCGGAAGUUCGAUUCUGCGGGCGGGAGGUGCAUGACGAGAAAGUUUUACAUCCUAAAGAUUGUUAAUUAUUUUAAAAUAAAUCAUAUCGACCCCAUCAACAAGAAA
Molecule: messenger RNA, 7199 nt
Organism: Megalopta genalis
Lineage: Eukaryota; Metazoa; Arthropoda; Insecta; Hymenoptera; Halictidae
Gene: ci
Product: transcriptional activator cubitus interruptus
Biological process (GO): regulation of transcription by RNA polymerase II
Cellular component (GO): nucleus
Molecular function (GO): DNA-binding transcription factor activity, RNA polymerase II-specific; RNA polymerase II cis-regulatory region sequence-specific DNA binding
Source: RefSeq, a predicted model, not a curated record